This is a messenger RNA of Tripterygium wilfordii, 1971 nucleotides long. RefSeq names its product NAC domain-containing protein 82-like. NCBI's taxonomy places the organism in Eukaryota, Viridiplantae, Streptophyta, Magnoliopsida, Celastrales, Celastraceae. Gene Ontology annotation, molecular function: DNA binding. The transcript has 4 exons. The coding region runs from base 409 to 1716 and encodes 435 amino acids. The record is from RefSeq and is a predicted model, not a curated record. Gene Ontology annotation, biological process: regulation of DNA-templated transcription.
CCCGAGUUUGCGAGUAUAUUGGCAGUCAAACCCUUUACUCCCUAGUCUCUCCUUCCCUGGUCACAGUAAGAUCACCAGUCUGUCAAACCCCUCUCUCGCUUUCGCUCUUUCCUUAUUCUGCCGCGGCCGCUGCAUCAUUCUCACGCUGGGAAUCGUUGUGCACCCAAUGACUCUUGAUCUAUUCAAGGAACAAUCCGUGCUUUUUCUCUUGUGCGAUUCCGGUUUCAUGAGCCGCGGCAGAUUGUGGUCGAAGAUCAAAUUUCGACAUUGGACUUGACUUAUUUGCUAUUUGGAUUUUUUGUUUUUAUUCUCGAAGACAAAAUAAAAGGAAAAAAAAAAACAUUAUAGAUAUUGUUUAAUCUCUAUAACGAAAUCAGCCAGAUCAAUUUAUUAUCUACUGUGGGAUUCAUGGGGAAAUUGCCUCCUGGUUUUCGGUUUCACCCGACUGACGUUGAGCUAGUGAAGUACUAUCUGAAAAGGAAGGUAUUGGGGAAGAAACUCCAUUUCAAUGCCAUUGCAGAGGUUGAUAUUUACAAGUUUUCCCCAUGGGAUCUUCCAGAUAAGUCUGGUAUGAGAUAUGGUGACCUAAAAUGGUACUUCUUCUGCCCGUCUGAGAAGAAGUACGCAAGUGGGGCCAGAUUUAAUCGUUCAACUGAAUUUGGAUACUGGAAAACAACAGGAAGGGACAGACCUGUUCACUACAAUAGUAACCUCGUGGGGGUGAUAAAAACACUGGUUUUUCACCAGGGGAAGGCGCCAAAAGGGGACCGUACAGAUUGGGUUAUGCAUGAGUAUCGCCUCGAGGAUAGUGAACUAGCUGAAAAUGGAGUUAUUCCGGCUGCGUACGUGCUGUGUAAAGUUUUUCAAAAAGAAGGCCCGGGCCCCCGAAAUGGUGCGCAAUAUGGAGCUCCAUUUAGAGAGGAAGAUUGGAGCGAUGAUGAUGAGGAAGUUAAUAUUGGCGGAGCUGUGUUUCCUGGUGAAACCUCUACACCAGCAUUUUUGCUGCCUUUGAACCAGAACAACUUCAUUGAAACGAGCUCACAUGGCCUGGAAAGCAUGCGCACUGGGCCAUCAUAUGCUCCAUGUCGUCCAGUUGUUGGUCAUUCUGCUUGCGAAAUGCUUCCCCCUAUCUCUGGUGACAGCAUGCUCUUGGAGUUUGAGAGCCAGUGCACUGGGUCGCUUAAUGCUCCACGUCUUUCGGUUGGUGUUUCUUCUGGUUAUGAAAUGCUUCCUCCAGUCACUGGGAGCAACAUGAUCUUGACGAAGUCUGUGCAGCCUGGGGAUGAUGAGAUUCUUUCACUGUUGGCUUCCUUCGUAGGACAGCAUGAUUUAUUUUUCAACGAGAAUGACAAAAAUGAGAAACUUGAUUCUUGUAAUGAUACUGGAACUGUUGCAGCUGUACCUUGUUCAGAUGGAACCGAUAUUUAUAACGGAUUAGGUGACUUUAUCAAUUUCGAAGGGCAAAGCUCUCUUGGCUAUGGUAAUUUCUUUGCUGAUUAUGAAAUCGGGUUAACUACCCCUAGCAACAAUGAAGAAUCAUAUGUGGAGCUGAUUGAUCUGGAUAUCCCCUUUGGAGUUUCUGAGUCUGAGUUAGGUAAACUGGGCAGUUUGUAUGCGCAAAGAUGUCAUGUCGAUAAUACCAGUGCCCCUGGGAGUGAAGAAUCAUAUCUGGAGUUACUUGAUCUGGAUAACCCAUCAAGGCCUGCUGAUUCUUAAGAAGUCAACUAUCCAAAAAAAUAAGUCAACGAUAUUGUUGAUCAUUUAUGUUUGAUUCAUUUGGAUACAAGUAAAGGUCUGCUUCUAGAUCUGUCUAAAACCAUUCCUGAGGAGUUCAACACUACAACUCAUUGUUGAUUAUGUAUGUUUCAAUUGUUUGGUUAAAAAUAAAGGUCCACUUAGACUUUUAGAGGAUCUGUAUCUAUUGCGAUAUUAAUUAUGAUAUUGAGGAGUAUGUUUGGUCAUUCAACAUUA